UUCGCGCGGCUGCGGUAACUGCACUGGCCAAAUUCGGUGCGCAGUGUCCGGAUUUGCGUAAAUCAAUUGAAGUGCUGCUGCAACGGUGCCUGCUGGAUACGGAUGAUGAGGUGCGAGAUCGGGCGACGUACUAUUUGAAUGUGUUGCGAUCGAACGAUACACAUUGCAUUGGGGAUUAUAUCAUCAAUGGAUUGCAGGUGUCAGUGCCAGGCCUAGAACGUGCCGUCGAGCAAUACGUCAACGCGGAUAGUCAUGAAGAAGCUUUCGAUCUUAAGGUGGUGCCGAUAUCGACACAACCGAUAACAGCCACUGAAAAGCGAAAGCCGGCUCUUUCGGUCGAAGCGACGAUCGCGAAACAAGAGGAAAAGAAGGCAACAAGACAGGAUAUUUAUGCAGAGCAACUUCUACAAAUCUCACAAUUCUCUGGAAUUGGACCGUUGUUCCUUUCAUCGCAACCGAUGGCACUCACUGAUGACGUUACCGAAUACGGUGUAUCUGUUGUUAAGCAUACAUUCGCGAGACACGUUGUUUUACAGUUCGAUUGUAAAAAUACGUUGAACGAUCAACUACUCGAAAAUGUCAGUGUUGAGUUGGAACCUACACCGGAUAGCGCAGAUUGGCGUAUUCUGACAACGGUGCCACUUGAGUCGUUGCCUUACAAUCACCUUGGUACCACAUAUACCCUUAUUGCAAUACCUCAACAAGGCGAUGAUGGU
Anisakis simplex (herring worm) is the source of this 716-nucleotide messenger RNA. Lineage: Eukaryota; Metazoa; Nematoda; Chromadorea; Rhabditida; Anisakidae. The record is from the annotation of a GenBank genome assembly.